UGUAUGUAGAUACAGUACAUUUUGUGUGAUUAUUUGUCUUUAAUCACACGCGAGUUUCAUUAGGUACGUUCGAUAGGAAUAAUGAUUUCAGAUAUAUAUUAUGGAGAGAUUAGCAGUAAUUAAUUAGAAAAUCAUGAAAGAAAAACAUGGCUGAGCAUGGCAAUGACCUUUACGAACAACAACUUUUUGCUGUAUUUGAAAGCUGUUUGACAAAAGGAGAGGUUGAACUUAGUGAGAAUGAUUUGUUUUCCAUUUGCAAUAAAUUACACCUUGAUGAAUUGAUUGAGGAAUUGAAAUUGUGCAUUUGCAAACAUCAUCCAAAUAAACAAACAAUAUCCUUUCAAGAAUUCCGAGAUGGUUUAUUACUCUUGUUGAAAAAAUUCCAAGGUUCAAUAACUGAUAAACAGCAUAUUGUACAACCAUAUCAUAAUUUAAAUAUAUGCAAUCAAGAUAUCGAGAAAAAUCAAACUUUACCAUUGGUUACAAGUACUUUGAGGGUUUAUCUUCAAGAUAUGAAAGCUAAUGUUACAAUGGACGAGAGCAGAUUGAUACGCUUAUGGGAGAAAGUUAAGGUUUAUUUAAGUGGAAAUGCAGAACCUGCAACGAUACAGUUUAUAUCGAGUUGUUUAGAAAUUCCAGAACUCCCUAAACAAAUAACAGAAUCCAUCUUUGAAAGUCUCGAUCGCAAUUGUGAUGGAUUGAUAAGUUUUGAUGAAUUUGUAAUUAUAUUUCAAAAGAGAAAAAAUAUUAAGACUUUACGAGAGGAUACCGCAUCUCAUAGCAGUAUUGUAAACUAUGAUGUAAAUACAUUAGAUUUUAAUACAUGUGAAAUUGAUUCAACGCAAACUAACAGAGAUUUGGAUAAGGAGGAAAAAGUUGCUGGUGUUUCUGAUAUAACUAUGCUAUCAUCCAGUGGAGAUCUUGAUGCUUUGGAUGUGAGUCUUGCAGAAAUAACAAAUAUCAUAUGCCAUGAACUCAAGAGUUUAAAUGAAUCAUUAGAUAGUAAUGCCAUUCAGACUCAUAUUAGUUUGUUACGAGAAAUGAUGAUUACCCAUCAGGAUGAGCAACGCAAUUUAACUGCUAUAAUAGACAACAUGAAGGUGGAAAGAGAGAAAAUGCGGAUUGACAUGCUAGAGGCCAAUGAACGGGCGAAUUUAUUAGCACAAGAGAUUGAUGAGUAUCAUGUUCAAUUAGAAAAAACAAAAAAAGAUUUACAGAGACAGAGCGAACAACGUUAUGCUGAAAUCACGAAAGAAUUAUCAGAUCAACUGAAUAUCGAACGGGAGAUGGAUGCCGCGGCUCUAAAAUCAAAGGAUGAUCAGUUACAGGCACUACAAAAGGAUAAUCAUGAUAUGAAAAAUAAAAUCGUACAUAUUUUGCAAGAGAAUCAAAUGCUCGAAGCAGAAAAUAAAACUCUUCUUAGCCAGAUUGAAAAGUUGCGGCAAUCUAAUAAUGAUUUGUUAACUCAAAUAAAAGUGUUAGAUGCGGAGCAGGAUGAGAUACAAAGCAUUGAAGCCAAGCAACAGGAACAAGUUAAUUUUUUUGUUGAUCGUAUUAAACAGUUACAGUCAGAAGUGACGCUCUUGCGAGAUCAAAACGAUGAACUUUGUGCAGAAUUGGAAAAUUCGAAAUGUUGUGGCAAAGAUACGACAUAUAAGACACCAUCGUCUUUGGCAUAUGAUUUACAAUUAGAUGAGAAUCAAGAUGAAAAUCAUAUAACACAAGAGUUUGAAGUGGAUCGGCAGAUCAGUGGUAAAGCAUCAUGUGACUUUGAAAUAUCAAUGGACGAAGGUCAGACUGAUAUGUCCAAUUCCGAUACAAUGGAAUACAAAAGAGAUAUAAUCAUAAAAGAUUUGGAAAAUAUAUUAUCAACAAGUGCAAAAUGCCUACCAGAAAAAUGUUCUUUGAAAGCUAGUGUGUCGAAAUUGCUUACUUGCCUGCGAUCGGAUUUUGCACUACGUUGUCCCGCACAAGACUUCGGGAAAAGUAUAGCAUCUGAGCUUGAAAUGGAAUGUGAGGAACGAGCUAACGAGUCUUUGCGAGAUUUAGUCGUUUCGAAAAUACCAAAGCAACCUUCUGCAAAACGUACUACGAUGUCAAAUAGUGCAGAAGAUUUGAAUAAUUUCACUGGUCAAGAUGCAAAAAAUGUAACACAAAAUAAGGCAAUGAGUCUUAGAGAUUACCCACCGCGAAAAGAAGAAUAUUCUAUGGAUCAAUGCAAAGCCAGCAAGGAGAAAAAUAAUUCUCCGAACGUUACUGAAGUCGAAAGUAUUCCAAGAAUUGUAGCAACAAACACAGAAUCAUUAGAGAUAGAGAAGAAACAAUUGAUCGAACGUUGUCAAGAACUUGAACGAAGUUUAGAUUUAUUAAAAACGGAAUACGAAGAAUGUGAAGAUUAUUGGGCUGCCAAAUUAGAAGAAGAAAGACAGCUUUUUGAACAAGAACAAAAAAUAAGUGACGACAAACUUGCCGAGCUUAUUAAUAAAAUAACAGAAUAUGAAGAAUUAAUUAGUCCUUCGGAUAAAUCAAAAAAUAAUGGACGAUUGUCUCCCAUAGAAGAAAAGUUUAAUUUGGAGCAACAGUAUGUAGAUCUCGAAGAAGAAUUUGAGAAAUGGAAAAUAAAAACCGAAAAUGACAUUUCUCAGAAGAAUCUAGAAAUUGGAGACCUCCGUGAAAAGUUAAGACUGAUAGAACAACCAAUUACAAAUGAUUCCUAUGUACAAGUACCAGACGAAAUUUCUUUAGCAACAUUGUCAGAUUCGUCGCACUGUAAAUCUUCCAGUAUGUCCAGUAUUCUAUCAACGAACGAAAUAUUCGCGAAUACGGAUUUAUAUGGCACAAACAAUCAAGCAUGUCAUACUUCAGCAGAAUUUCCAUUAUCCAAUAAUCUUAACAAAUUGUUGAAACAAGAGGAUCACAUAGACGGUCAUAAUCUUUGUAAUACACAUAUAUAUACCGACUGCUCUAUGAAAGUAACAAGUAAAGGUAUAAGUAAAGAUCAAAAGAUAUAUCAUAAUAGUCCACAUAUUGCUGAUAAAAGUAUGUUGGCAAUGAAAGAGGAAGAUAAGUGCGAUUCAGAAUUUAAAUUGAUACAUAAUGCAAUGAAAGAAGCUAGCUGCACGUGUUCCGAGAAUAAUGUUCAACAGCAAGUAGAUUGCAUCGAUCUAAAUAUUUUUCAGAACUUAAAAAUGAAACUUUACGCACAAGAACGCAAGAAACGUCAUCUGCAGCGUUAUAUUAAACAGCAGCGGCAGUAUAUUGAAAGAUUAUUACAACGUAUUAUGGUGCAGCACCAGACGGAAGUAUGUGAGUUACAGUGCCUUCUCCGUAAUACCCAAGAAAGACUUCACAUACAAGUUCAAACAACUGUUGAUCAGGCUGAUAAAUUAGCAAGUGCUGACAUUUUGGUGAAGGAUUUGUACAUAGAAAAUGCAUAUCUAACAUCACACAUGAAGCGCUUGCAAGAACGAUGUCUUAUAUUAACAGGCCUUGAUGUAGAAUCGACCUCAAUUAUAACCUUGAAAUUAUGUGAUUUUGACAGUAUGGAAAGUAACAAUAACAGCAAUAUAAAAAGAGCAUUGCGCAUAAUGUAUAGAGCACAAGUAUACACAUAUACACAAGAUAUGAUGAAUCCUGAGACAGUAGCAAUGGGCGAGAAUUUAUUCAAGCUACAGUGUUUAAUUAAAACUACCGAGAUACAGCAUAGUGUGCAGUGCAAACUUGAAAGAAAAUUAUUUUUUGCAUUAGCAACCAACAAUGCUGAAAUUAUUCUUUAUUAUAAAAGGGAAUCUUCUUGCCUACCUGUUGUUAAAAAAAUACCGUGGUUUCAAGGGCUACAUAAACAGAUAGCUGCUUUUUGCUUUGAUUCAAGUGGUACUUGGUUAUUGUGUAUAACUUUAGAUGGUUCGUUGUACGUAUUACCUGCUUUAACUUUAGUUGGUGAAAAUUGCGUCAUUGAUAAAAAAUGGAAGACUGACGAUGCAACAUAUAUAUCCUUUGUAAAUUCACAAAUUUCUCAUUUCAGACCAAUAGCUAUUACAUGGUGGAGGAAUACAAAAAUAUCUGAGGACAUAGGUGUUAUAGGAACGGAAUGUGGAGCAAUUAUAUUUAUAAAUCUUUCAAAUGGACAACAACUAGGCAUAACAUACAUUAAUGAAAGUAUAAGCAGUCUACAUAUUUGUGAAAAUGAAUACAAUGAGAUUGUAUCUCUUUUGAUAACAAGUAAAUUUCAACAGCAGUGGCGUUUAUCUUUGGAACAUAUGUCUUUUAAUCUUUUAUACAAUGUUGAAAACGAAAAACCUUAUAACGAACUAAAUUUAAGUGGUGCUAGUCAUAAUGUGGAAGAUUCCGUUCCUAAUAAAUCUAAAUUAAAAGAGCUUAAACAACUCUCUGUUGAAAAAUUGGCUACUCUUAAACAGAAGAUAAUUGAUACUAAAAAUCAAACAUUAAAGGAGAGUUUACAAUGUCAUGAUGCUGCAAGUAUCAAAGAAAAUGAUAAUGGAAUUCCUGUUAAUUCGGAAAUAUCACAAUGCAAAUUAGGUUUUGUUAGUCCAGAACCAAUAUCAAAAGAUACUUUUCUAUCUUUGCAAUAUGACAGAGAAAAUCGACAAUUGUAUACAUGCUAUCAUCCUGUCACUAAUUACAUCACAGUACAUGGUCCAAACCUAACUGUGGUACCUUUGUCAAUGCACAAAGUGUUUAAGUCAUGCGAAACUGUUUUAUUAGCACAUAGAUUUUUUUUUAUUACCGAUAUUAAUCAACAUGUAAUAUAUAUAAUAUCUGAUCAAUUGUCCGAGACUCAUGUAAACAAAGACUAUCAGUUUAAUCCCGAGUCCAUCAUCGGAACAUUUUCUUUUAAAAAUAGUAAGGAAGUAAUACGCGCGGUAUACAAAGUAACACAAUUCAGUAAUAUAGUACCGAGAAAAGUUUGUGAGGAAAUCGAAAAUAAAUGUACCUUACCAAAGAAUGUGAAAGAUAUUAAGGUCGAACCGUUUAGUUUGGAUACAUGUAUAAUUGUGACAAACCGCUGUGUAUAUGAAGUUGUAUUAAGAAAAUCUCUUCUGUCGCUCUUUAUGGAAUUAGUAUUGAAGAGAAACGAGUUGCAAGAAGCAGGAAAAUUAGCAAUGAUUUUUGGAUGGAAUGGACAACAUCUGCUGGAAUAUGUUGGCGAUUUAUUCCUAUCAAAUAAAGAAUUCUCACGUGCAGUAGCUUCAUAUAAAAUGUCUAAGUGUAAAUUAUUGAAGAGCGUAUUAAAGUUUGCAUCAGUAGGCCAUACAUCAGAAUUACUGAGUUGUCUAACUCAUUGUUUACUUACACCUCUUAUUACUGAAAUGCCUAUUGCAACAAGGAUACAUUUAUCUAAUUUAUGUGUACUUUCUUUUAUUGAAAUGACAUUAAGGAUUUGGUCGGAACAAUCUAAAGCAAUUUAUAAAGAAUUCUUAUACUUUUUGUCUACAAAUACAUUUUACGACGAAUUAUUAGCUAUUAAUAUAGCUGGUCAAACUUAUCUUUGGGAGGUAUUACACCACUUGGCUACACAAAGGAGUUUGUACAGUCAAAUGUUGGACAUUCUCAUAAAGGCGAUACAAAUAUUUGGCACAAACGACAUUCACUCAAAGUCAUAUGGUUUACUCAUAUGUUUGAGUGAAUCUGAUUUAAUGCAAUCAAUGUUAUUGAAUUAUGAUUUAGCUAGAUCUCACAUAUUAUUUGUACGCAAUAAUCUGCGAGAUUCUCACAUUUUUGUACUUCAGAGAUUAGUAACGUUGUACGAUCCAACCAAUCCAGUAUUACGGCCUAGAUUAAUACAAUGUAAAGCACGUCAUAAAAUGGUAUCAUACGAUUUACAAUCUAAUCAAUGUGAUUCUAUAGAUAAUAUUGAUUCUACGGAUAAUAUUGAUCAGUCUGAUACUCUCGUAGAAGAGAUAAUAGAAACGUUUAUACUAGUAUUGUUGACUCUUAUUCAUAAGAAACGAUUAUUAAAUCCUAAUUCCAAAUUCACUUUUUUGUAUGACGUACAAUUGCCGGAGUUCAGCAAGGAAUUCUCGGAAAUGACUAUGCAUGAUUUUAAGAGAAGAUCGUUAAGUACUGGAUUUUCUCAUGUUGCACUUGUUAGAAAUGGUAAUAUCUAUACUUGGGGAAGUUCAGUGCAAGGUUGUUUAGGUACUGGCUCUAGCGUUUUGCGAUAUGGGACACCUCAUGCCAUAUGCUUCUUCAAAAGUAUGAAGAUUGAAGUUUUUAGUGUAUCAUGUGGGCAUUGCCAUACUCUGGCAGUUACUAACAAUGGAAUCUAUGCUUGGGGAGCUAGUCAAUUUGGUCAGUUAGGACUUGGCAAGGUGUUGCAAUGUUCAAGUCCGGAAUUAGUUACUUCAUUGGCGCAAGAAAUUAUUGUUGAUGCAAUAGCUGGACAGUAUCAUUCUGUAGCACUAACUGCAGAUGGUAGAAUAUUCACGUGGGGUUGGGGUGUUCACGGCCAACUGGGCCACGGCAAUACCGACGAAAAAGCUACACCAUCUUUGGUCAAAGCUCUGCUUGGCGUAGUCGUAUGUUGUAUCAGCGCUGGAUAUGCACACACUUUGGCACUAUCAAUAGAUGGUGUUGUAUAUGCUUUCGGAUGUAAUAUUCUUGGUCAAUUAGGAACAGGUGAUAAUACCAAAAGUUCUGUCCCGAUAAAAGUAUCGUUACCCGAUAGGAUAUCGCUUAUAAGUACUGGAUACUUUCAUAAUCUAGCUGUCAGUAAUACGAACAAAUUAUAUAUAUGGGGUGCGAGUCCUCAAGUUCUCAGAUUGCAAGCACAAGCGCAAAAGAAGACUCGUAUAUCGGAGCAACAAGAUGCUAAUGAGAAAAGGAAUAAGGCUCUGGGAGAAUUGGAAAAAAUAUCAAGUGAUGCUACAAAUCUAAACGGAAAAAUAAAAGAAGAAUUUUUGAAUAAGAAAGAUGGUGUACAAACUAAGUCUUCUCACACGGAAACUUCUGAUAUAGAAACGCAAAAGAAAUUCGAGACUAAAAACGCACAUUUGAAAGACUUCAACUUUGAUUUGAUCGAGGAGAGUCAAACACAUUUAAAACCAUGUGUUGUUGACACAAGUUUGGUGAAAGGUCAAAUUAAUCAGAUAUCAGUUGGCUGUCACCAUAAUGCAUUAAUAACGAAAGAUGGCUCUUUAUAUACAUGGGGCCGUAAUCUGGAUGGUCAAAUAGGUAACGGCACGCGACGAGAAGUAUUAAUUCCGACGCCUUUGUAUUAUAAUUCAGCCUGUAUUUUUGCACAAAUACCUCCUAGACACAAUGAUUUUAAAAGAAUACAAAAUCAACGGGACUUGGACACUGACGCCAAAUCGAAUUACUCACUGGCAAAUAACGGAAAUGUGCCUGAGAACAAUGGGAAUAUCAGUGAUUCGUCGAUAUACGUAGAAAAUGCUAGCAUAAAUACAGAGAGAACCAAUCCUAUAAUUAAUGCUGUUGGCAUUGCUUGUGGAUAUGAUUAUACAGUCACGAUACAACCAGGAGGUACGGUAUUAGCUUGGGGCAAUAACAGUAGAGCGCAAUUGGGUCGCAUUCCUGCGAAAGAUGCACGAGAUGCCGAUGAUAAACUCGUAUUACUGAAAUCAUCGAAGCGAAUAGUACGACUCCCUAAUGCGUUGCACGUAGCUUUGGACAUUCCUAGUCAAGUACCUGGUAUUUCUACACCAGUGAUAUCUUAUCGAUCUAAUGAUGUGUUUUCUCUCGCUGGACUUGUCUAUCCUUUAAGCGUUAUCGAAAAAUCACCUGGGGAAUUAACACUUCAUUACGUUCUGGAAUAUUUCUACAGUUUAUAUGACUCCGCCAAUAUUAUGAAAAAGUGUAUCGAAUUAGAGAAUUAUCAAGCUUGUUCUAAAAUAGCAGCAUUAGAAAAUAAUGUUUUGGCUGCUUUCACUUAUCAGUUGAAGAUGUUACAUAAAUUGAGUCUUCAAUCCAAAAAUUAUUCGGAAAUUUCACAUGAAACAACAGAAUCCACAAUCCAGAUUAGUUCACAAAAUUACGUAGAUGUGAUGAGAGAUUCUAUGUCGUCCCAAAAUAUCAAGAAAAAUACUGAAUUAUUUAAUACACAAGCGGAGAAGAAUCUCAUAGAAUCCUUGGAAAACAGCGUUGCUCAAAGCUGGACGAAAAUUUCCACAAGUAGAUCAUUGAAUAAUUUGCAAACACUAGCACAAGAAUUAAAUUCUUUCGACUGUCAAGGUGGUUUAGAAGAAUUAUACAAAACUCGAAAAAAGGACAAUUCCUCAAACAUUAAUGUAGAUCAUUCCAACGCCGAAUAUAACGAACAGAAAUGGAUUAAGGAUUUUAUUUUUAAUGAAAACAAUUUGUUUCUGCAACAUAAAAACGUCACUUGUAAUUCUAUGCAAAAUACAACUCGAUCGAGCUACACGAAAUCAACGUUAAUUGUCCAUGACAAUCGGUGCGACGAAAAUAAAGAGAAAACUAUAUUGUCGGACAAAAUGUCCUCUCAUUCUCAAAAGAAUUACAUAAUUAACGAAACAAUAAAAGCAUUAAGGUUUUAUUUGAAAAGUAUCAAUAAUGAAUCAAAUACUGUGAAAUGUGAAAUAUUGCAAAGUGCAAUUGGUUUUUGGAUUGAGCACAAAUUACCGAUACAGUGUUUGGAGAAUAUUUUUCUCGAACAUAUACAUAUCGUUUAUUACCCUCUUGGAUUAUUACUUUUUUGUCAGGAUGUGAUAGAAAGAUAUUUAAAUAUAAGUAAGUACGGCGACGAAGAAAAGGACUGGUGCGCGAAUAAUUUAUUCUCGAUUAAAUUCUGUCUUCAAGUAUUAUCAAUGUUAAUGCAACAUAUCGAUGAAGAUGACAUUAUGCCGGAAUAUAUUAAAAUUUUUUCCUCUUUAACGGCGGACAGUUAUGGAGCACCUUUAAACGGAUAUCCAGGUACAAAUGAAAAUAAUAAUCCAGAAGAAAUGAUGGAAGGAACCGUCAAUACGAUACUUUCCGAAAUGGAAGAUUCCAAAUUAUUUGCACAUGUCAAGGACUCGGAUGCUGUAAAUCACUUACUUACAACGGAAGAAGAUAAUAUGAUAUUUACUUGCGGACAUCACUUUCCAAUCUCUCAAUACCAAGCAGACAUUAUCCCGUCGUUGGAAACAGAAUUACUAACAUCUUCAUCUUUGAUUCUUCCAUGUACGUCGCAAUAUUUAGGAAAUAUGUUAUCUCGCACACCUGAACCAGAAAUUCUGUGUCCUUUGUGUAUAAUUGGAGCAUUAAGAGCAACAACGGCAAAGGAUUACGAUUAAAGGUAUGUUAAUCCUU
Messenger RNA from Trachymyrmex septentrionalis, 9288 nucleotides. RefSeq lists its product as uncharacterized. Gene Ontology annotation, molecular function: calcium ion binding; guanyl-nucleotide exchange factor activity; protein binding. The record is from RefSeq and is a predicted model, not a curated record. Lineage: Eukaryota; Metazoa; Arthropoda; Insecta; Hymenoptera; Formicidae. The transcript has 25 exons. Bases 147 to 9272 code for a protein of 3041 amino acids. Gene Ontology annotation, cellular component: cytoplasm.